AUGGAUCUUGGAAUUAUUGCAGAGAAUGAGAGUGUGCAGCUGGAGGACAGGAGCCAGGAGAUGCAGCAGCCUGCAGACCCACAGGAGGAGAUGGGGAAGCUGGCUGGCUCCAGGACAGACUUCCCAGCCAGGAUGGUCCUGAGUGAAGAGGAAAAACUGAAGAUUUCCAAAGAGCUCGUGGAUCUCCAGAUCGAGACAAACAGAAUGAAGGAGCGUUAUGAGACAGAGAACUUCCAGCUGAGAGCCAUGAUGCAGGCGCUGGAGAGACGGGUGCAGGAGCUGGAGCAGGGCAGGGCCGGGCUCCGGGAGGAGCGGGAUUCCCUCCGGGAGCGCCUGCACAGCCUGGAGAGCAGCCGGCAGGAGCUGGGGGAGGAGUUCAUCAUCCUCAAGAGCAAUUACCUGGCCCUCGGCAGAGAGCUGGACAAGGAGGUGAUGAGAAAUGAGGAGCUGACCCAGGAGCUGCUCAGCCUGGCCAAGGAGAGCAGCCUACCCCCCGGCUUGGCCCAUCAGUCCUCCCAGGGACUGGGAAGAGGGAGAGCAGCAGGACAGCCUCGCUCUGCUCACAGGGGGAAGCCCGAGGAUGCAGCUGCCUCUGAACACGAGCAGCAGGAGCUGGAAAGAAAGUUGCUUGGAAACCAGGAUCACAUAAAAGCAGAACUGGAGACACUGAAGAAAAGGCACGAUGAGCAGCAGCAGAAGCUGGAGGAGCGAGUGCUGGCGCUGGGGAAGGAGCUGCAGGAGGCGAAGGGAGCGGUGCCGGCGGAGCGCUCAGCGGUGCUGCUGCCGUCCCAGGGCCGGCUCCAGGAGCUGGAGGCGGAGAACUCGCGGCUGCAGCUGCAGCUGAAGGAGCUGAACGAGGAGUAUCGCUGCCGGCUGGCACGGUGCCUCAGGGACCUGGCAAACUACAUGGACAGCAAACCCAGCAGUGUGACAGGACCCAGCAAAGCCCCAGCUGCUCAUGCUGCCAUGCAGAACUUUGUGGACAGCAUGCUCAGGGACAUCCAGGCCUCCUACAAGUGCCGGGAGGAGCAGCUGGCCCGGGCAGCCCGGGGCUACAGGAAACGCCUGAAGGACUUGGCCAAGAAGCACGAGAACCUGCUGAUUGCCUAUGGGUGGCCAGAACCAGCAGGUCCCAGUGAGUGGCACCCCCAGGAGCAGCAGAGCUCCGGUGGUGUCACCCAGCAGGGCGGGCAGGCACUGACCCUGUGCUGGUUGCAGGCUGCAGCGGGAGCAGAUCUGGUCCCUGGGCAGCAGCACCAUGGACUGUGGCCCUGCCGAGCUCCACCUGGCCAGCACUGACCCCCAGCUGCUGACAGACAGCUCCCGGGAGCUGAACCGCCUCUGGGGGCAGAAGGCAGAGCUGCAGGUGCAGCUGCAGGAGCUGCAGCAGAAAAGCCUGAAAGGAGCCUCUGCCCUCCCAGCACCUCCAGAGCAGAGGAGCUGGAGCAGCAGAGGAGCCAGCUGCUGACUCGGGCUGUGGUGGCAGAGGAGCAGGUGGUGGAGCUGCAGGGCUACAUCGACCAGCACCUUGCCAGGUACAAGCAGGAGAUCGUGCGGCUGAGGAAGGCUGAGGGCAGCGAGGUGCCCCCAGUGCCCCGUGCCAGCAGUGCCAGCCAGGAGCCAGAGCAGCCCCAGCCUUGGGAACACCCCACUGCAAGGGAGGUCUGUGCUUCAUGGACUGCCAGGCAAGGAUCCUUCUCGGGCUGGGAGGUGGGAACAGCAGGAGAAACCACGCGGGUGUUUCUGCUCUAAAUUCACAGGACUGAAAUGAGAGCAGACAACAGAACCUGGUCUGGGCCCUGCAGGAAUUCUGCUCUUCCCUGAGCACCCCUGGACACGGGGCAGGGAUCCCAGGCAGUUCUUCACUGCUGGGCUGCAGGGACAGGUUCCUGCUCCUGCUGGAAUAUUUUUCCUGGAUGAGACCUGGACCAAGGGCUGCUCCUGCCUCACUCCCCUCACCUGUGAGACAGAGCCAAGGCUGGCUCAGACCAGGAUUUCUUCUGAGCUUGGACAAAGGGAUGAGCUGCUCUUUCCCUGGGAGGGUGGGGAAAGGCUGCCCAGAGCAGCUGUGGCUGUCCCAGGAUCCCUGGCAGUGCCCAAGGCCAGGCUGGGCAGGGCUUGGAGCAGCCUGGGACAGUGGGAGGUGUCCCUGCCAUGGCAGGGGUAGAACAAGAGGAGCUUCAAGGUCCCUUCCAACCCAACCCUUCCAUGGUUCUGUGCCUCUGUGGUGGGGAAACCCCACUUUCCUGUGUGUUUGAGUGGAAAAUGGAAUAUUAUAUUGACGAGCAGGGCCAAACUGAUCCUGCACUGAGGUGGAUGGCAGAGCAAAGCCAGGAGCAGCACCUGCUCCAACUCCAGGACCAUCCAGCACCUUAAAGACAAAGCAAAAACCUCAGAGGUACAAUCAAC
Molecule: messenger RNA, 2409 nt
Organism: Haemorhous mexicanus (house finch)
Lineage: Eukaryota; Metazoa; Chordata; Aves; Passeriformes; Fringillidae
Gene: CCDC78
Product: coiled-coil domain containing 78
Exons: 14
Cellular component (GO): cytoplasm
Source: RefSeq, a predicted model, not a curated record